Messenger RNA from Cuscuta campestris, 2680 nucleotides. The record is from the annotation of a GenBank genome assembly. Lineage: Eukaryota; Viridiplantae; Streptophyta; Magnoliopsida; Solanales; Convolvulaceae.
AAAGAGGAAUUACUCCGUAGAUUUUUAUUGGAAUGGUUUCCGAGCUUUAGGAAGGAGUGUCCCGUUUUAGAAAAACCCUAAUCAGCUUCAGCGCAGCGCUCAAUCUUCUCCUUCGCUCACUCGUUGCGAGGCAGCAGCACUCUCAUCAAUCUGGCAACCAGUUUGCGGCGCUCUGAAUCAAUCGCUCACAGUAAUUUCGCUGGUUGCGACUCUCUGAAUCAUAAAAUAUUCUUCGUCUUCAGCAGCUUUGUCUCUCUACCAAAGCGCCCACCCCAAAAUGAGCUCGCCGGCUGAAAUGGAGGUACCUUCUGGGGACAUUGCCUCGCCCCAGUGCCCAAAACAUGAUGCUUAUCUCCAAACAGUAAUUCCGAAGAGAAUCCAACUUUUUGAGUCCAUCAAAUCGCAGCAGCAAAUGAAGCGCCUUUCUCUUUCCCCUGAUCCUAUCAAGGUUGAGUUACCUGAUGGGACGGUAAAAGAGGGAAAGAAGUGGAAUACAACACCAUUGGAUAUUGCAAAGGGAAUAUCAAAUAGUUUGGCUUCAAAUGCUAUAAUUUCGAAGGUCAACGAGGUGCUGUGGGAUAUGUCAAGGCCGCUGGAGGGUGACUGUAAGCUUGAGCUAUUCACAUUCAAUACUGAGGUGGGACGGGAUGUUUUUUGGCACUCAAGUGCUCACAUUCUUGGCCAGUCUUUAGAGAUGACGUAUGGUUGCAAGUUAUGCAUUGGUCCAUGCACAACAAGAGGGGAGGGUUUCUAUUAUGAUGCAUUCUAUGGUGAUGUGGGUGAUGUUGGGUUGAACGUGGAUCACUUUAAACAAAUUGAAGCAGGCACAGCAAAAGCAGUCUCUGAGAAACAACCAUUUGAGCGCAUUGAAGCUUCCAAGGAGCAAGUCCUUGAAAUGUUUUCUGACAAUAAAUUUAAGGUUGAAAUCAUAAAUGCUUUACCUGAAGAAGAGACUAUCACAGUGUACAGAUGUGGACCCUUGGUGGAUUUGUGUCGUGGGCCUCACAUUCCAAACACAUCUUUUGUUAAAGCCUUUGCAUGCACAAAUGCUUCUUCAGCAUACUGGAGGGGAGAUCAUGACCGAGAAAGCUUGCAAAGGGUUUAUGGCAUAUCUUACCCUGACCGAAAAAGCUUGAAGGAAUACUUUGCAAUGAUAGAAGAAGCAAAGAAAUAUGAUCACAAGGAACUGGCUAAGAAGCAGGAGCUAUUCUUCUUUCACCCUUCAAGCCCUGGAAGUUCCUUCUUCCUUCCUUAUGGUGCUAGAGUGUACAACAAACUCUUGGAGUUCAUACGCAGUGAGUACUGGAAGCGAGGUUAUGAAGAGGUAUGGACCCCCAAUAUCUACAAUAUGCAGCUUUGGGAAACUUCUGGCCAUGCUGCAAAGUAUAAGGAGAAUAUGUUUGUAUUUGAGGUUGACAAACAAGAAUUUGGCCUCAAGCCGAUGAAUUGCCCUGGCCAUUGCUUAAUCUUUGAUAAUAGACCCCGCUCCUACAGAGAACUCCCACUUAGACUGGCAGACUUUGGGGUUCUGCAUAGAAAUGAGGCCAGUGGUGCUCUUACUGGAUUAAAACGUCUUAGAAGAUUUCAGCAGGAUGAUGCUCACAUCUUCUGCAUGAAGUCUCAGAUCAAAGAUGAAAUCAAAGGUGUACUAGAGUUCAUCAAUUAUGUCUAUCAGAUAUUCGGUUUCACCUAUACGUUGAAGUUAUCUACAAGACCAGUAAAUUUUAUUGGAAAAGAAGAAACUUGGGAUGAUGCUCAAGCUGCUCUUACUGAUGCACUUGAUGAAUUUGGGAAACCAUGGGAGAGGAAUGAGGGCGACGGUGCCUUUUAUGGGCCAAAAAUUGAUAUAAGUGUUUCUGAUGCAAUGAAAAGGAGCUUCCAAUGUGCAACAGUGCAGCUGGACUUUCAACUCCCUGAGCGCUUCAACUUAUAUUAUACUUUAGACGAAGAGGGUAAAAGGGAAAGACCAGUUAUGAUACACAGAGCUAUCCUUGGUUCUGUGGAACGCAUGUUCUCCGUACUUUUGGAGCACUACAAGGGAAAGUUUCCCUUUUGGCUAAGUCCACGCCAGGCUAUGGUUUGCCCCGUAAAUGAAAAAUUCCAGUCAUAUGCCCUUAAGCUGCGAGAUCGGAUUCAUGACGCUGGUUAUCAUGUUGAUGUUGAUACAUCCAACAGAACAAUUCAGAAAAAAGUACGUGAAGCCCAGGUUGCUCAGUACAACUACAUAUUAGUGGUUGGUCAACAUGAAGAGACCACAGGAGAGGUGAGCGUCCGAUUACGAGACAAAUCUGAUCUCCAAGUUAUGAAAGUUGAAGAGCUUCUUUCCCAUUUCAAAGAUGUGGUGGAAUCAUACAAGUAAAAAUGCAUGGGGAUGAGGAUGAUGAUGAGAGACCAAAACUGUUUUGUGUUUGGUCGUCAUUUAAUUGUUUUGUUCUUGUAGUAGAUGAUUUUGUUGGGUUUUGGUUUUUAUUCAUGCAGCCAAUGCAUAAAUUUUGAAUGCAUUUAAGUAGUAAACCAUAAUUAUUUUACAUGGGCUAAUAAUUUUUUUUAUUCAUCGGCUAGAGAGUCUCUUAAAGGAGGUAACUUGAGUUAGGGAAAGGGUUAUAUGGCUUAUUUUCAUGGGGCAGUUCAUGUGACAUUGUACUGUAAUGUCAUGAGAUAACGUGUAGGCGGUUCAUGU